AUGUCGUUAAACUAUAGUAUUUUAAUAUUUUUAGCACUGAUUGGUUUUAGAGUAGUGGUGGGCGAUAGAGGUGGCCGAAUUCGCUACGAACUACCAGCUCAAAGACCAUACGCAUCCUUAUAUCAAGCAAAUAGAAUGCAAAUACCAAUCCCAGUAAAAACAAGGAAGAAUGGAAGCAGAAAGCCUGAGAAUCAACAAAUCGCAGCUGGACCUUAUAUAAACGAACGGGAACUAGGGCUGCCACCAAUCAAACCGAUGAGAAACAUCCCUAGGGACUUCGAUGACAUAAUUGACGGAUCAAACGAAGAUGAACUGGACUUCGAUGACGACGACGACGAGAACAUCAAGUGUGUAGUCGAGGCCAAAAGGCCGUACUCGACGUCACCAAAAAUAACAGUAACGGGGUUAAGCGAAAGGUACAACUCCCUGUUAAUUGGGUACGAUAUACACAGCGAUGGAAAAAGGGCAAACAAAGCGAGUUUGUACGGCUGGAGCAGCCCAAAGUCCCCUUUGGAAUCUGGAGUGUCGAAAUUCAGCUUCGAUUUAGACUACGUUUCAAUAAUGCCGCAAGGAGGCACGCCACUAAGUUAUUGCGCGUUGGUAUUUGUACCGCCGCUAGUUCCAAACUUCGAUAUGAGAAGCGUGUUCGGAAAGCCAGCAAUGAGCAUGGAGAGAUACUUCGGAUCGGAGGAACACCUGGUGAAGGCAGUCAAGAAUAAGAGCAAGAAAGUGACAUCCUGCUGCUUUAUAGCAUACCCAAUGGUUUCAAGGCGUUAA
Theileria orientalis strain Shintoku is the source of this 777-nucleotide messenger RNA. RefSeq lists its product as hypothetical. The record is from RefSeq and is a predicted model, not a curated record. Lineage: Eukaryota; Apicomplexa; Aconoidasida; Piroplasmida; Theileriidae. The coding region runs from base 1 to 777 and encodes 258 amino acids. The transcript has a single exon.